Pyrus x bretschneideri (Chinese white pear) is the source of this 498-nucleotide messenger RNA. RefSeq lists its product as uncharacterized. NCBI's taxonomy places the organism in Eukaryota, Viridiplantae, Streptophyta, Magnoliopsida, Rosales, Rosaceae. The transcript has 2 exons. The coding region runs from base 1 to 498 and encodes 165 amino acids. The record is from RefSeq and is a predicted model, not a curated record.
AUGGAUUUCGAUCUAGCUUUAAGAGAUAAUGAACCAGCCAAGCCUACUGAAGAUACAACUACAGAAAAGAAGAAUGAGUAUGAGAAGUGGAAUAAGGUUAAUAGAAUGGCGUUGUUGGUAAUCAAAAGAUCAACGUCUGAUCUAGUUCGAGGAGCAAUCAUUGAAUUAGAUAAUGCUAAGGCAUACCUUGACUCCAUUGAAACAAAGUUCAAGGAAUCUGAGAAGGCAGAAACUGGAACACUCAUGAACACUCUUAUAACCACUAAAUACCUUGGUGGUGGUGUGAGAGAGCACAUUCUCUCAAUGGUUGAUGCAGCUGCAAAGCUCAAUGCACUUAACAUCAAAAUAGAUGACGUGCAUCUUGCCCUCAAUUCCUUAUCUCUCGAUGCUACAAUUCAUGUGACAAACUCAUUACAGGGGUACAUUAGUAAGAAGGUGCCAAACAAGGAUGAGGUGUCAAAGUUUGUGGGCAAUGAAGCUACAGUUGUUGUGGAGUAG